AGAAGGAGAAGAUUGAUCGCAAUUUUAGUCGUGAAGGCUCUUCCUAUCCAGCGUUUACCCUACGCCUACGCCUACGAAGACGCAGCGACCGAACGCCCUCAUAUCCUCGUAUAUAUAUCUUUCCAUUCUGCUUCCUCUCUCAUCCUUUAUACGCUAUCUUGUUCGCUUUGAAGAUAUCACAAACUUCCCGUCUUCGUCACUCGAAAUUUCUCUCCUUCUUCGAAAGAUGCAAAUCUUUGUAAAGACCCUGACCGGCAAGACCAUAACUCUCGAGGUCGAGAGUUCCGAUACUAUUGAUAAUGUAAAAGCUAAGAUUCAAGAUAAAGAAGGAAUUCCUCCUGAUCAGCAAAGAUUGAUUUUUGCUGGAAAGCAGCUUGAAGACGGACGCACGCUUGCUGAUUACAAUAUCCAGAAGGAGUCCACUCUUCAUCUUGUCCUUCGUCUUCGUGGUGGAAUGCAGAUCUUUGUCAAGACCCUCACAGGGAAGACUAUAACCCUGGAAGUGGAAAGCUCCGAUACGAUUGAUAAUGUCAAGGCGAAAAUUCAGGACAAGGAAGGGAUUCCUCCAGACCAGCAGAGAUUGAUCUUUGCCGGGAAGCAACUUGAGGAUGGCAGGACCCUUGCAGAUUACAACAUCCAGAAAGAAUCGACCCUGCAUUUGGUGCUGCGUUUGAGGGGAGGCAUGCAGAUUUUUGUUAAGACCUUGACGGGGAAGACCAUAACAUUGGAGGUUGAGAGCUCGGACACUAUUGACAAUGUUAAGGCCAAAAUCCAAGAUAAGGAAGGGAUUCCCCCUGAUCAACAGCGUUUGAUUUUUGCUGGUAAGCAGCUCGAGGAUGGCAGGACCCUCGCUGACUAUAAUAUUCAAAAGGAGUCGACACUGCACCUGGUGUUGAGACUGAGAGGAGGGAUGCAGAUCUUUGUCAAGACCUUGACUGGGAAGACAAUCACUUUGGAGGUUGAGAGUUCGGAUACAAUAGACAAUGUGAAGGCAAAGAUUCAAGACAAGGAAGGCAUUCCUCCGGACCAGCAGCGUUUGAUCUUUGCUGGUAAGCAGCUUGAGGACGGCAGGACCCUUGCUGACUAUAAUAUUCAAAAGGAGUCGACUCUCCACCUGGUGUUGAGACUGAGAGGAGGGAUGCAGAUCUUUGUCAAGACCUUGACUGGGAAGACCAUUACUUUGGAGGUUGAGAGUUCGGAUACAAUAGACAACGUCAAGGCAAAAAUUCAGGACAAAGAAGGUAUUCCUCCAGACCAGCAACGAUUGAUCUUUGCUGGUAAACAGCUUGAGGAUGGUAGGACACUUGCAGACUACAACAUCCAAAAGGAGUCAACUCUCCAUCUGGUCUUGCGCUUGAGGGGAGGAAUGCAGAUCUUUGUCAAGACUUUGACAGGGAAAACAAUCACCUUGGAGGUGGAGAGUUCAGAUACUAUUGAUAAUGUGAAGGCCAAGAUUCAAGACAAGGAGGGUAUCCCACCAGACCAACAAAGGCUCAUCUUUGCUGGCAAGCAGCUUGAGGACGGUCGCACGCUUGCAGACUACAACAUUCAAAAGGAGUCCACUCUUCACCUUGUUCUUCGACUCCGAGGUGGUGAUUUCUAAGAAGUGAAAGCUGAUAUGGUAGUUUCAUGAGUUUGUUUUGGUAUGUGUAUACAAUUGGAGAAGUUCUGUUAGUAUAUUACUAACAAGAGGAGUCAUGUAUGUGGAUUUUAUAUAAUAUGUGGUUUGGUAAUGGUAUUUUCAUAGUGUUCUAAGUGUUUCUUGGUAAUACAGAUCGAUUCUUUGUGUCUA
This is a messenger RNA of Sesamum indicum (sesame), 1792 nucleotides long. Its product is annotated as polyubiquitin. The record is from RefSeq and is a predicted model, not a curated record. Gene Ontology annotation, molecular function: protein binding. NCBI's taxonomy places the organism in Eukaryota, Viridiplantae, Streptophyta, Magnoliopsida, Lamiales, Pedaliaceae.